AUGGGUAAAGUGGUAAAGAAGGCACAGGAGUCUGGUGUGAAUAUGGAACAGCCAACAUCAAGUACAAAACAGAAGGUGAAGACCCCAUAUCAGUCUAAAUCCAGAGGUGUUGGCAAGGGCCUGAAGACCACAGGAAAGGCAAAAAGGCCACUUCAGGGGACUCCAAAUAAGAAAGUUCGUGAGAAGACCAGCACUCCUGUGAAGAAAACUAAGAAGACCAAAGGAACAACACUAUUUGGCCAUUAUCAUCGACUGAAUGAAAAGCUCAGUAAAAGUGACCCCAAGGAAGAAAAAAAGAAUGUGGAGAACUCUACAGUUUCAAGUGAUGGCCAGGGUAACUGA
Molecule: messenger RNA, 342 nt
Organism: Lepus europaeus (European hare)
Lineage: Eukaryota; Metazoa; Chordata; Mammalia; Lagomorpha; Leporidae
Exons: 2
Coding region: 1-342 (113 amino acids)
Source: RefSeq, a predicted model, not a curated record